This is a messenger RNA of Oncorhynchus kisutch (coho salmon), 2650 nucleotides long. RefSeq names its product carbonyl reductase family member 4. Gene Ontology annotation, molecular function: quinone binding; oxidoreductase activity, acting on the CH-OH group of donors, NAD or NADP as acceptor. Gene Ontology annotation, biological process: fatty acid biosynthetic process. Lineage: Eukaryota; Metazoa; Chordata; Actinopteri; Salmoniformes; Salmonidae. The coding region runs from base 229 to 945 and encodes 238 amino acids. The transcript has 6 exons. The record is from RefSeq and is a predicted model, not a curated record.
GUGAGAUUUAGGUGCGUAUCUCUUGCUCCCCCAUGUGGUCGAAAUAAUAAACGCACUACAGGAAAAAAUGGCGACCUCCGUGUGUGUACGGUGUCAAUGAUCAACUAACGUUUGCACAUGUUAUUGUCAAAGGACCCGGAUAGUCAAACGAUAAGAAUUAUAUGGAGCGAAAUGCCAACUUGGUAUCCAUCUUAAACGACAACAGAGUUGCGUGAAAACGGCAGGGGCAUGUCCAGGCUGUGUGUGGUGUGUGGGGGCUCCAGGGGCAUUGGCAGGGCUGUAUCAAAGCUGCUGGCAGAGAGAGGCUGCAGGGUUGCUGUGGUGUCCAGGAACCAGGAUGCUGCUCAGGCCACUGUGGUGUCCCUCGCUGGAGCUGACCAUAUGGCCUUUAGUUGUGACGUCUCCAAAGGAGAGGAAGUUCAGAAUAUAUUUGAGACGAUCCAGAAGACCUGUGGAAACGUCUCAUACCUGGUCAAUGCAGCUGGUAUCAACAGGGAUGGUCUGUUGCUGAGGACCAGGCCCGAGGACAUGGUGGCUCUGCUUCAUACCAACCUACUGGGGAGCAUGUUGACAUGCAAGGCAGCGCUACGGAGCAUGCUCCACACCCAGGGAGGGGCCAUUGUCAACAUAGGCUCUGUGGUGGGGUUGAAGGGGAACGCAGGUCAGUGUGUGUACAGCGCCAGUAAAGCAGGUCUGGAGGGCUUCACUCGCUCCCUGGCCAAGGAGGUGGCCUCGCGCAAUGUCAGAGUUAACCUGCUGGCUCCCGGUUUCAUUCGAACAGACAUGACAGUGGGGCUGAGGGAAGGGGAGGGGGUGCGGACCAUCCCCCUGGGGAGGUUUGGGGAGCCUGAGGAGGUGGCCAAGGCUGUUCUUUUCCUCCUGGAGUCUCCCUACAUCACAGGACAGGUGCUGGUGGUGGACGGAGGGCUGCAGCUGGCCAUGUAGGGAGGCCCUUGACCCCUCUAUAUACACCUAGUGCCCACUAUACCUCCUAACACUGUCAGCUGGGUGGUUUAGAGACUCUCAGCCUGCCUCUUGGAUGAGAAUUACAAUGGAGAGUUCUGUGUUUUCCAGAAUAUGAAUGUUUCAGCUUAGGAUGGGCUGGGUUCAUGCAUAGGAAAGGGAUAAAUAUCUGGUUUUUAUCUAUACUGAACAAAAAUAUACACGCAACAUGUAAAGUGAUCCCAGAAAUUUUCAAUUUGCACAAAAAGUGUAUUUCUCUCAGAUGUUGUGUGGUGAGAUGUAUUUCUCUCAGAUGUUGCUUGACCUUGUAAUAGUCAGGGCCAGAGAUAUUUAUACCUGUGUAUGGUUCAUGUAAUACUGUUGCCCCUAUCUGUACACAGUGCUGAGUCACAGGGUACUGCAGGGUGUGAGUGACAGUUUUUCAUGACUAACACUGCUGACUCCACUGUGUCUGACUCAGUCUGGCCCUCCACGCUCCUGAGGCCUUAACUUUGAUCAGCAGAUUUAAUGCUAUUACUCUUUCCAUGACUUGUAGGCACCUAGUGCUGACCAAAGCUCUCAUGUUUCACUCUCCCACUCCCCUGGGGCACCGCGACACAGUGCAGGCCCCAACCGCCGCCCCCCCUUGAGCUCAGCCCUGGAGGGGCCCAGAGAGGGGGUAUGGAUGUCUGACUAGGCAGGUCUGACUGCCUGCCUAGUGCCUACAGCUGGAGGGGAUUUUUAGCCAAUGGAAUGUUUUGAGGGUCCAGUUACAGCUCAGGAUCGGUGGUGCAAAUGGAUGGGGUCAGAGGUGACUGUCAUGCUCAGUGUGGAGAUUUGAAAUGCUGUGAUCUCAUCUAUUAUUUCCUCCAGUGGAGAGACAUUUCACCUCACUGGAGUGUGCUGCCCAGUCCCCUCACACACACAGCUCCAGGGUGCUCAACAGUCACAUAUAUUUACACGUCAUUAGAAGCUUUCAUGGAUCUGGGGCAUCUGCACUCAUCUGCUGUCUAUCAUGUGACCUAAGAUCAAGGUGGAGACAAUGUAAACUAGGGAUCAAGGUCAAAUCUGAUAAGAAUUCUCAAUAAAGAAAGGCAUUUCCCCUGUGAUGAAUGAUAUGGCUGCUGGGUAAGUUUUGUAUGGAAUUGAUUUGAGCAGUCUCCUACUGUCUCCUCACUCAACAUAAACACAGUACCUCUAGACACUUAGGUUGUUUUAUUAUCUUUCAUAAACUAAUGUAAUAUCAUGAGAACAUUCCAUAUACAGGCAUAGAAAUCAAAAAGGUGUCCUAUAUGUUUGUGACUGAUCACAGUAAUGGCAGGAUGAAACAUGCUGUGAACAGAUACAGCAAAAUAAGCCUAUUUAAUAAUGCAGUAGUGAGAGAAAAUAUAUCAUUACUUAUUUCAAUACAAUUCUGUGUAUAUCUUUUCCCUUGACAGCUUUGCUAUAAUUAAUAAUAAUAGUCAUUUGUUAUAAGUGCCUCAUAAAAACAUGGACAGACAUUGUGACUGAAAUAGGCCCAAGUGAUCUUUUAAGGCAAUAUAUAUAUUGUUUCAAAAAGUGUCAUAUUUUAAUACAGACAGGAUUAUGUUUUGUCAUUGAACAUUUGAGAGAGAAAAAAAUCACUAAUAUAAUUUAUGUCAAGUUUCUUGGGAAAGAUUUCUCAUACAAAAAUAAAGCAGACAAUCUGUGGUGUGUGAUCAAUCAA